Spinacia oleracea (spinach) is the source of this 1480-nucleotide messenger RNA. Its product is annotated as probable long-chain-alcohol O-fatty-acyltransferase 5. The transcript has a single exon. The record is from RefSeq and is a predicted model, not a curated record. NCBI's taxonomy places the organism in Eukaryota, Viridiplantae, Streptophyta, Magnoliopsida, Caryophyllales, Amaranthaceae. The coding region runs from base 215 to 1294 and encodes 359 amino acids. Gene Ontology annotation, biological process: lipid metabolic process.
AACAAAAACCCCUGGAGUUAAAAUUCCGACUUCAUGAUUGUUUUAGCUUUCAUAUACUUAAAUCUAACAAAAACCAUCGUUAAUUUAACUCUGUGGUUUAUUAGGCCCUCAAAUUAGAGUUUAGUAGUUAAAUUUUGAAGGAAGCAAUCUAGGGUUAGUCCAACGUUAGUUGAAAUUAGCUAAGCCAACAAAACUAUUUCUCCAAAAAGAUUUGAUGGAAGGUGAAGGCAAACAAUUCCUCCCUGUGUGGUCAACACUAUUAGCAUCCCUAUGCUAUUGCUACUUCAUAGCUUCCAAGAUCCCUAAGGGAAAACUAAGGUUUUUCCUUUUUUUUCCGAGCUUCUAUCUGUUCACCAUUUUCCCCCUCUAUUUUUCUUCGGUAAUUCUUAAAGGAGUAACUUCGUACUUUAUUACGUACCUAGGAAACUUUAAGUUACUCUUAUUUAGCUACGACACUGGCCCUUUAUCAAACAAUCAAAGUAUUCACAGCCAUAAAAGUAAAUUUGGAAAACAAAAUACCGAUAAUGAACACGUAAAAUCUACCUCUCUCCUUAGGUUUAUCGUCGUUACGAUUUUUCCAAUGAAAAUCAAAGAUAAAUUGGCCCAAAAACAAAAGUCCAUAAAAAUAUUGCCCCUAAAUUUAUUACAUGAGGCCUUGUCUUUCACAAUUUUGUCAACAAUUUGUUAUUUCUACAAAGAACAACUACACUUGGGGCUACUUUGGUUAGCUUAUUCUGGUCUGAUUUACUUAUUUCUUGAUGUGGUCGUGGGAAUUUGCAACAAAUUGGCGAAGGCCAUCAUUGACGUGGAGCUAUAUCCACCGUUUGAUGAGCCUUACUUAUCAACCUCCCUCCAAGAUUUUUGGAGUAGAAGGUGGAACCUCAUGGUAACAGAUGUACUGCGGCACACCAUAUAUGAACCCACGAGGGCAAUUUUGUCCAAGUACUUAAGUAAACAAAGUGCCCUAAUUUCUUCUGUGAUGGCUGUAUUUCUUGUAUCUGGUCUAAUACACGAGCUAAUCUUUUACUACUUAACAUUUGUGGAGCCCACAUGGGAGGUUACAUUGUUUUUUGGGCUAAAUGGGCUUUGUGUGAUUUUGGAGGGCUUUUUAAAGCAUGGUUUGGGCCAUAAGUUGAGGUUACAUUGGGCUAUAAGUGGCCCAAUAACCCUAGGUUUGGUUAUGGGUACAGGAUAUCUAUGGUUCUUUCGACCAUUUUUGAGGAACCAACUUGAUGAAAGAAUUGCCGAGGAGAUUCUGGCAAUUCUUGUGUUUGUUAGACAACAAUUUAUUUAAAUGACAAUAAAAUGUUGUUCUUUGUAUUAGCUUAUACUCCGUAUUCAUUAUUUGUUUAGUUUUAUGAUAAUUAUUUGGAUUAUGUGUUUAAUAGAUUUUCAAAUUUGUAACUCUGUAUCUAUUGUAAAUUUGUAAUGAUAACGUUACCAUUAGUGAACUACUCCGUAUGUCUUGAUUUGUGUUCAA